AUGUGCAUACUACCUGCAACGUUCGCAGGCAGUCCACGAUACAUGCACGCGAGGAUGCAAGACGUGAUGACAUACGUUCGUAAGUACGGCCGACCAGGCCUAUUCAUAACUUUCACGUGUAACCCAAAAUGGUACGCAAUUGCUAAACAACUUAUGCCAGGGCAAUCAGCCUACGACCGUGCAGACUUCAUUGUGCGUGUUUACCAUCUGAAGUUGGGAAAGCUAAUGGAUGUCAUUACAAAGGGCCAGGUUUUGGGGGCUGUUUGCUGUCGCAUGCACACUAUUGAGUGGCAGAAACGCGGCCUGGCUCACGCACAUAUACUAAUUUGGCUGUGCGACAAGAUUGAGGCCACAGAAUUCGAUCAUCUUAUUUCUGCUGAAAUUUCUGAUCCGUCGGCUGACCCUGAAUUGUACGAAAUAGUGACAACCAACAUGAUUUAUAGUCCCUGCGGGUCGCCUUACAAUUACACCAGCUGUCACAACAGCGACAGCAAAUGCACCCGGCAGUACCCACGGGAUUUCGUGAGCAAAAUCAUUACAGGGAGCGAUGGUUAUCCACUGUACCGACGAAGGAGUCCCGCUGCGGGAGGAUUUACAGCCGUGGUAAAGGGCCACCAUGUGGAUAACAGAUGGGUAGUGCCAUACAGUCCCCUGCUAACAAAAGCGUUCAAUGCGCACAUCAAUGUCGAAUAUUGCCAUUCUGUUCGCUCCAUCAAGUAUGUAUGCAAGUACAUCAGCAAAGGGACUGAUGCUGCAAUGUUUGGUGUUAGGCAGGAAGGUUCCAUAGACGAAAUCCAGGACUUCCUUACAGGGCGCGUCAUUAGCAUCAGAGAGGGCCCUUGGCACAUAUUCAGCUUCCCCAUCCACGCACGCUUCCUAGCAAUCGUCCAGCUUCCUGUGCACCUAGAAAACGACGAACUUCGUUAUUUUUCUGCGGAUACAGCAAUGGAUGUGGCUGCGUGUACCAAAGACACAACGCUUACAGCGUUCUUCAAACUUUGUCGACAGGACGAGUUUGCUAGGUCUCUACUGUACCCAGACGUGCCUUCAUACUACGUGUGGACAAAAAAGAACACCUGGGCCCGGUGGAAGUGCGGGGCUAACUUCGAAGGCUAUCCAGGCGUAAAAAAAGACGCCACACUCGGAAGGGUAUUCACGGUUCCCCCAUCGCGACAGGAAUGUUUUUACUUGCGACUCCUUUUGCACGAAGUUAGUGGUCCAACGAGCUACAAUAACUUACGGACAGUUAAUGGAGUUUUAUGUGACACUUUUCGUGAGGCAUGCCUCCGUCUAUGCCUUUUGGAAGACGACAGCCAAUGGGAUGCCACAAUGGCUUAG
This is a messenger RNA of Acanthosepion pharaonis, 1338 nucleotides long. The record is from the annotation of a GenBank genome assembly. NCBI's taxonomy places the organism in Eukaryota, Metazoa, Mollusca, Cephalopoda, Sepiida, Sepiidae.